AUGGUAAUUGAGCAAAUAGAGACUGUUAAAGAAGAUAACAUCACACAAAAUAUGUCAAGGGUAGAUUGGAAGAAGAAUGGGAUUCACAACAAAUUCUUGAAUGCCAUCAACCAAAUAGGUCUUCAUAAUGCUGUUCCAACCAGCAUACUUGGGUUAAUGAAUACCCCUGGAUUAACUAGAGAACAGGUUGCCAGUCAUUUACAGAAAUAUCGCAAACAUUUGAGACUAAUGAAAGAAUUAGCAAGUCAAUCAAGUAAAACAGCACAACUAGGAGAUCCAAAUUCCCUUACAAAAAGAAACCAAAGAAAGCAGAAGGAACCUUUGGUUGAUCAUGGCUUCAACACACCUAGCUUGCCUAGUGACAACAUUCAAAAUGUCAGAAACAUGCCAUCAAACAAUCUUAAUCAGAAUCCAAGCUUUAGCAAUACCAAUAAUGGCACUGCAAACUUGUCUGGAUUUAACCAGAUGCCCAUUGGUCAUGGGCCACCAAAUGGUAACAAUUGUGGCUACAGUAGGAUGGAUGAGAUUCGAAAUGGAAAAAGGCCUCUAGGGUUAGCUUCUUCUACUGGUUUAAUGCCUCAAGGGUUAGCUCCUUCUGGUGGGUUGGUGCCUCAGGGACCAAUUCCUUCUAGUGGUUUAAUGCCUCAAGGGUCAUCUCAUUCUGAUUAUCCUUCUCAAGGGUUAAAUUAUUCUACUAGUUUAAUGCCUCAAGGUUUAGCUCCUCCUGGUGGGUUGGUGCCUCAGAGAUCAAUUUCUUCUAGUGGAUUUGCAAGCACUAAUCCAUUUUCACCGCCACCGCCACAACUACAACAACAUGACAUUGAAGUUGGAGAAGAAGUUAAUAGCAGAUUAGAGUUACGUAUGGAAAACAAUUCCUCAUUCGGAAACUUCUCAUUUGGGCCAUCAUUUGAUGGAGAUUAUCUUUGUGAUAUGUUCAUGCCAAUAGGUCAAUCACCUAAUCAGAUAGAAGAUAGAAGUUUGUGGAGAAGUAAUGGAUCUUGA
This is a messenger RNA of Telopea speciosissima, 1002 nucleotides long. Its product is annotated as two-component response regulator ARR2-like. The transcript is spliced from 4 exons. NCBI's taxonomy places the organism in Eukaryota, Viridiplantae, Streptophyta, Magnoliopsida, Proteales, Proteaceae. The coding region runs from base 1 to 1002 and encodes 333 amino acids. The record is from RefSeq and is a predicted model, not a curated record. Gene Ontology annotation, biological process: regulation of DNA-templated transcription. Gene Ontology annotation, cellular component: nucleus. Gene Ontology annotation, molecular function: DNA binding; DNA-binding transcription factor activity.